This is a messenger RNA of Daldinia caldariorum, 1045 nucleotides long. RefSeq lists its product as uncharacterized. The record is from RefSeq and is a predicted model, not a curated record. The transcript has 2 exons. Bases 267 to 959 code for a protein of 230 amino acids. NCBI's taxonomy places the organism in Eukaryota, Fungi, Ascomycota, Sordariomycetes, Xylariales, Hypoxylaceae.
UUGAACAAGAAGGUUCACCCGGCAACGGCUCAAUUGAUCGGAAUCUCCCGAUAAAGGUACGGGAGCGAUACUCUCCCAAAAUACAACGUACAAGAACCGACCUUGACUCGGAUAUCCCUAAAUUCAAAGAAAAUAGGGGUGAAUGUCCCUCCUACACUUCCAAAUAGCCAUCCGAAUUAAGCACAAAUUUAAGACGGUAUAAGUAUUAUCAUCAAACCGGAAAAAAAAGCCUCUUCCAAGUUUCAGUGACAGGUACCUAAUGAACGAUGCGGGGUCCUAAAGUAUUACUCACUUGUUUGAUCAACAGCUGGACUGCUUGUGCGCUGGUACAAGCGUAUGUUGGAACAGCCCCUGGGAAAACACCAGAGGUCCAAAUACUACCCUCAUUACGAGAGCAGGCCAGACUACUAGACGGAUGGACCGAAGAGCGUAAAGCUCUGAUCCCAGGAUUGCUACGCAAGUAUGGUAUCGAUGCUUGGCUGAUGAGCCAGCGCGAAUAUGCUGAGGACACCGUGUUUUGGGCUCUCAAGGAAGCUACGCAGUUCUCUGCUAGGCGGCGGACCACAUAUCUCUUCCUGGCUGAUCCAGUCGGCGGGGCGCCAUCCAGCUAUUCAUGGGUCGAGAAUACGGAAGCUGUAUGGACGGAACUGCGGCAGAUUCUAGCAGUACAGCAGCCACACUCCAUCGCGCUUAAUACACAUCCGGAAAUAGCGUUCUCGGGAGGCUUGCAUGCUGGUGAGCUCGAUGCUGUUAUCAGAGGCGUAGGAGAUGAGUGGAGAGACAGAUUUGUGUUGGAGCCUAUGCUAGGCGUCGAACUAGUCGCGACGAUGGUUAAUAGCAGGCUCCCGUGGUAUCAGAAGCUGAUGGAAACAAGCUGGGCUAUCAUCGAGGAGGCUUUUGGUAUGUAUGAAAACACACCGUGUUGGUAUUUUGAGAUUCUCAUCCAGGGACGGUCUUAAGACUACACUUGUAACUUGUAAGGGACAUGAUUGCUGACCUUUCUGUAGUAAGUGAAGCUGCCCUGUCUAUUGACUUGUUGAACACA